Molecule: messenger RNA, 2453 nt
Organism: Rhodofomes roseus
Lineage: Eukaryota; Fungi; Basidiomycota; Agaricomycetes; Polyporales; Fomitopsidaceae
Product: P-loop containing nucleoside triphosphate hydrolase protein
Exons: 11
Coding region: 130-2397 (755 amino acids)
Molecular function (GO): ATP hydrolysis activity; ATP binding
Source: RefSeq, a predicted model, not a curated record
UAACAGGGGCCAGCAUCGCCAAUCGUAUCUGUCGGUACUGUCCAACGGUGCCGCUCAUAUUCGGAGCCACAUAUAUAAGACGCAGCUCCGCAGACAAACCCCAAGCCCUCAUCUCCUGCUCCAAUUGAUAUGGACGCUCAGUUGCAGGGUCUUCGUAAUCGGAUGAAGGCGCGUGCAGUCCUCAGUAACAGCAUGCAAACCGGUAGCCUCUUUGUUUCGCACACUGACAUGGGUGUCGCGAACUAUCCACCCAUCGCGGUGCCGACAUCGCAGGGUGAGACAGUGGAAUUCGAUCCUGCGGCGCCGACGCCACAGGCGGUCGAGGACCCCAUCCCGGAUGCGCCUACCGGGACAGUCCUCGAGAUCAAGCACCUGCACGAAGUGUUCGACCAGAUGAAGCAUGAGUACAUCGUGAAGCCGGCCCCAGCAGAGUCGGCGAACGAGAGCAAGCGCGAUGGGUCGAAGUACGCGGCGUAUGCGUUCACUGUGAUCCGACGGUUCAUUCCCACGGGCCAGCUCGGGGCCAAAACUUAUAACGUCACUACGUUCCUCGAGAUACACAGCGCGCACCUGGUCGAGAUCGGGAAGGAGAUUGUUGGUCAGACCCAAGGCAUCUCGUGGACAGCGAAGCCGCUACGCGUCAACCCUCAGAUCCUCCUGGCAUGGCUCCCGGAGCUCAAGGCGCACCUCGAAGCAUUGACAGCGAGCGUGCAAAACGAAUCGGAAGACUCGCCCAUGCGUCUCAAGCAUGCACAUCUGGUCCACCUCAUCGACUACCUCACCACGACGCACGCGUCCAAGCUUAGCUCGCUCGCGUCUCUGCUCGCACACGACGAGAUCACCUUCGACAUGCUCUGGGCGCUCUACGUCCCGCGCAAGACGAUUCUCUACACGCACUGUCCCGUCACGGACGAGCCACGCGCGGUGCGCCUCACGCACGCGGAGCUCUGCCAGAAGAUGGACCCGCAGGGCGCGGUGCCCGCUGCACACGACCCUACGGGGCUCAUCGUCGGCCGGCAGGACAGCACCCAGAACAUGCAGUACAUCUGGCGGCUCGUCGUGGACUACGUCGAAGCGGACAUCGCCGACGCAAGCGAUGUGCACAGGCGGGACGCGCCGCCCGAGUUUGGGUACGCUGGCCUGGGGGUCGUGUUGGACAUCCCGACGUUCACGGGCGCGAAGAAGAUUUCGGAGCUGCCUGUCUUUCCGAUCCAGUACUAUGCUGGCCCCGGGGGCGUCGAGGGCUUGAAGGCGCGGUUGAUCGACCGCGGCAAGAAGUGGGCGGGUAUUGCCGGAGGGGUGCAUCACCUGUCCUAUCAGGGCAUUGCCUCUCGCUGGCAUACCAAGUCGUAUGUCAAGCACAGCGUCAAGUCUCGAAUCAUGAUCGAUCGAAAGACCUUCGCGGAUACGGCGCCGAACUACCCAAGAUUCCCAUACGUGACCAAGACGCUGGAUGGGAAGGAGAUCGACAAGCACGCGCGGCGUGCUGGCGUCUCUGCGGAUGGCCAGACAGGUUCCGAGGUCCGCGAGCUGACUGACGACGAGCUCCUGCUCACGACGCCUAUCGUGUACGGGUUCAGUCUCACAGACAAACAAUGGAUGGAGUUCGCCGUAGAGCAAGUCACGGAGUUCCAAUGGAACGACGAAGCGUUUGAACAGCUGGUAAUUCCUGCACAACACAAGAUGGUACUCAAGACGCUAGUGGACACGUACAAUACUGGCGCGACGACGAAGUUCGAUGACUUCAUCUCCGGGAAAGGCCUGGGCCUCGUGAUCAACCUCUUCGGCAACCCUGGUACUGGCAAGAGUCUUACUGCGGAGGCCAUGAGCGAACACGUUCGCAAACCUCUGUAUGUCGUCGGAGCAGCAGAUCUGGGAACGAAUGCGGAAUCCGUGGACACCAACCUGACCACCGUCUUCAAAAUAUCCGCUGCAUGGGGCGCUGUAGUCCUCAUCGAUGAAGCUGACGUGUUCCUUGAGGAGCGCUCUCUACAAUUCCUCGAGCGUAAUGCAAUGGUCGCGGUCUUCCUCAGACAGCUAGAGUACUUCCGCGGGAUCCUCUUCUUGACGACGAAUCGUGUACGCGUGUUCGAUGAGGCAUUCCAGUCUCGUAUCCACGUGUCCCUCCGCUACCAGGACCUCACGCCGUCCGCCCGUCGCCAGAUAUGGGUCGCCUUCAUGGCCAAGAUCAACGGAAAGCUGCCCAAUGGGGGCCUCUCCUCGGAGGAGCUGCGCGAGCUCGCCGAGAAGAAGAUCAACGGGCGCCAGAUUAAGAACGUCGUGAAGACUGCCGGCGCGCUCGCCGUGGGUCGACAGGAGAAGUUUGGAUACGCCCACUUGCGGCAGGUUCUCGAUCUCAUGGAGCAAUUUGAUACCAGCCAUGCGAUGUAUCAAUAGAACGGAAGGAUUGUACUCAUAGACGCCCGUAUAAUUGUAUCGCCAUUUUCAUCCUU